AAGAUGUAGGCACCCCUGGAACUCAAAUGAAAAUAUCAACAAAGCUUCAAAUGGCAUUGCAAGCUCGCAGUCAGUCUGAGCAAGAGGUUAGAGCCUUAAGACAGGAUAUGAAUCAAAUGAAAGAGAAAAUGGAUCAAAAUUAUCAAAUGAUGGUAGCAGCUCAAGGGGUGCAACAUAUAGAAAGCCCAUCACAACAUGGGUCUAAUUCUCGACAGAACUCAAGGGUGCAUCGGUCAGAUGAGGUGGCACAUGGUUACAAUGGUAAUGACCAUUCACCAAAUAUGGUUGAAGAUGACUUGCAGCUUACUAGGCGAGUUGCAAGCACUAUGGGCCGUCCAAGGAAUCGUGAAGAUGUUAAUACUAUUGAAGAGCAAAGUCGCAGGCGAGACAUUGCAACAAUGGUACCUCAAAGAAAUCAUGGAUCACCUCAAAAUGCAGAUGAUAAUCAUGUUGGUAAAGAAGUCAUAUUAUAUUCUAUGAUGAGAUCAGAAGUUCCUGUUGCAAUAGCAAAUAUUAUCUCAACCGAUGCAACCACUAAGGUUGCAGAUGUUCCUCUUGGAAGGGAGUUUACACAGGUUUUUGUGACUCGUGUGCUAAAAAGGGAAAGUACUCUACCACGACCAUACUUAGGUGUAGAGAGUAUGGGGGAUGCUCUUUUUAUGCCCGUUGCAUGGCCAACGAACAAGAUGAGUCGUAACAAAAAAUCAACAUUGACCCAAGGUUCUACAGCAGCAGCAGGAAGAGGAGCUGGAAGCAAGGAUCAGAUUGCUUGAAGUGUGAAAAAAAUGAUUACUCGCAUGCAUGCUAGCUGUUGGCGUAACACC
Zea mays is the source of this 824-nucleotide messenger RNA. RefSeq lists its product as uncharacterized. The coding region runs from base 27 to 773 and encodes 248 amino acids. The record is from RefSeq and is a predicted model, not a curated record. NCBI's taxonomy places the organism in Eukaryota, Viridiplantae, Streptophyta, Magnoliopsida, Poales, Poaceae. The transcript is spliced from 5 exons.